GGGAAAAUAAAUAAAAAUUAAGACAACGGGAGUUUACGACGCAUACUGCGCAUGUGUGAGAUUAUUUUGACCCAAAAGUCAAUUUCACGGCACAGGCAUAGGAUUUGCAAAGAAAUCCGGAAAAAUGAUAAAUUGUUUCUACUAAAUCUAAGUUUUUGAGUAGAAAUAAAAAGUGGGAUCGUUUUUAGUUUAUUUCUGGUUUUUUUGCUAUGAUUAGUGUCCAACUUCAAUGGUUAUUUUAUACCGUAAGUUACAUUGCCUGGUGUUAAUCUCUAAUGGCGUUCUGCCGUUUUUCCACUUUAAUCGGGGAAUAUGGAAUUGAAUUAAUGAAAUGACACUUGAAGACCAAAAUAUCUACUUGAGGCAAAUCUUCGAAUGUAGGUAGUGCACCCUUGCAGAGUAGUGAAUACUUCCACAUAUUAAUGCCCAAAUAUACUGAUACUUUCAGGAACUUGUGAAAUAACUGUGAUAGUACAAAAUGUGAUACCUAUGACUAACAAUUUUAAUUUUCAUGAGUGAUUUAAGUUUAAGGACUCAAAACACCCUAAUUUUUUCAAAGGAUCAUAACAUUACAGCAUUUAUUGGGCAGAUUACAAAGAGGUAUUUUAUAGAAAAUGGACAAGGGCGAUCAAAAGAAGAACUCAAAACACCGCGGGUCUACAGAGUCUCAUAAUACGAGACACAGCGUAAACUCAAGCUCGGGUGUACUAAUGGUGGGACCUAAUUUCAGAGUGGGUAAAAAAAUUGGCUGUGGGAACUUUGGAGAACUUAGGUUGGGGAAGAACCUCUACAAUAAUGAACAUGUUGCUAUUAAGAUGGAACCUAUGAAAUCCAAAGCUCCACAGUUACAUUUGGAAUAUAGGUUUUACAAAUUGCUUGGUAGUCAUGAGGGUAUACCUGAAGUAUAUUAUUUUGGACCUUGUGGUAAGUAUAAUGCCUUAGUAAUGGAACUCUUGGGGCCCAGCCUUGAAGACCUUUUUGACCUAUGUGAGAGAAAAUUUUCUCUUAAGACUGUUCUUAUGAUUGCAAUACAACUGCUAUACCGAAUAGAGUAUGUUCAUACAAGGCACUUAAUAUAUAGGGAUGUUAAACCUGAAAAUUUUCUAAUCGGAAGGCAAAGUACGAAACGGGAGAAGAUAAUUCAUAUAAUAGAUUUUGGUUUAGCCAAGGAGUACAUCGAGUCGGAAACAAAUAAACAUAUACCAUAUAGAGAACAUAAGUCAUUAACAGGUACAGCUAGAUAUAUGUCGAUUAACACUCAUUUAGGAAAAGAACAAUCUAGAAGAGAUGAUUUAGAGGCACUAGGUCAUAUGUUUAUGUACUUCCUAAGAGGUUCAUUGCCCUGGCAAGGUCUCAAAGCUGAUACGCUUAAAGAACGGUAUCAGAAAAUAGGAGAUACGAAAAGAGCAACGACUAUAGACCAACUCUGUGAGAACCAACCAGAAGAGUUCGCAACUUACCUUAGAUACGUUAGGCGACUAGACUUUUUUGAAAUGCCAGAUUAUGAAUAUUUACGGAAUUUAUUUAUCAGUUUAUUUAAAAAGAAAAGUUAUGCGGAAGAUGGAGAAUUUGACUGGUCCGGAAAGACUAUGAGUACACCAGUAGGUUCUCUGCAGACUACUGCGCAUGAUAUUGUGAUCUCUCCUAAUAGGGAAAGGCAUCCUAUUCCUAAGACAAACAAAAAUACCGCAUGGCCUGAAACCUCUAAACAGAGUACCCUAGGUAAUCUAACCCCAGCUGAUAGGCAUGGUUCUGUGCAGGUCGUCAGCUCAACCAAUGGGGAACUGAAUACCGACGACCCAACCGCUGGACACAGUAACACCCCUAUAACGCAGCCUCAAGAAAUCGAAGCCAUUGAUGAAACCAAAUGUUGCUGCUUUUUUAAACGAAAGAAGAAAAAAAAUCCCCGUUCAAAAUGACUACAAUAUAGUGAGACCGAUCAACACCUCACAUUGCUGCCAUGCGGCCACAGCAGUGCGGCGACUUUAACUUGAACUUAUUAUGAUUUUUGUGAGAUGACCAUUGUUAUAAAACUUUUAAUUAGCGAAUUAUUAUAGGUUAGCUUUAAUUAAGUCAACAAAAUUAUUUAAACUAAUAUAUUGUGAAUGCUUUUGGUCUGCUCUAAUAUUGAUUGUUUUUUUUUUUUAUAUGAUGCAAGUCUAAAUAUUGUGUACUUUAAUUUUUUAUUUUGUUUUAAUGCAUCUGAUUAAUUAUUUAUGCUGUUUUUCAUAAAAUAUUGUAUACGUUUGAGCAGAUCCAACACUCAAUGGACUUGUUUAUAAAAGCCUUUAUUGUUACUUAUGUACUGCUAUUAUCAUUUAACAAUAUUUUAAUAGAUUUCCGUCAUUAUUUAUUGUAACCAAAUAUUAUCUUUGUAGGAUAUUACAUUUUACUUUUAGUUUAGCGUGUGUUUUAAGUUUUAAUUGUUAUUAUUCACAAUUUUACUUCAAUUUAUAUGAACAUGAAAGAUGUGCUAACGUUAUGGAAGCGUCGCAGUGAUGUUGCUUUUUUAUAAAAUGUUUGAAUUUUUAUUGUUUUUUUUAAUUGGUUAUCUUUACAUUGCUGGCAUCACAUAGCCUCAGAUGUAACAAACAUUAAGAGAAACAAAUUGUUGGUUAUAGCUGAGUAUCCGUCAUAAGUAUGUAUCUAUGUAAUGUUUAUUUCUUACUUAUUUUGUUUCAUGUCAUUACUUACAUUACACAAAUGGUAAAAAUAAAGCACUGUAAAAAUAAAAUUUAAUACCUGACAAACUGCAGAAAAUUUUGAAGUUACCCUGCCUGUAGCUAACAAAAAUGUACAGUUUUCAUUUACAAUUUUUUAUAUAUAUAAUCCCUUGAACAAGUUACCCCAUAUUUUAUGAAAUAAUACAUAAUUUUUUCAUAUUUCAGGUAUGUACAUAUAUGUUUAAAAAUUACUGAAGUAGAUUAUAAUUCAAAUAAAUAUUUAUUAAAACUUUACAAAAUUUACCGGCAUAAAUAAAACUUACAACAUUUGGGAAAUAGUGAAACGUAGGUUAAAUGUACAUUUUAAGGAUUAAAAUGCAACAUUCGGCAUAAAUAAUUAUUUACAUUAAUCACUCACUUUUUACGAAAAACGUUUUAUUUUUAAAAAUUGAAAUAUUUAUAGACGUAGGCUAUCAAAAUUUUAAUCGUUUCUCAAAUCGAUAUAUUUCUCUUAAAAGAAAAAAAUAUGAAUUAGUUUUGAUUCGAGUUCAGUGAAAUUGAAUCAAAUGAUAAAGUACAAAAUUCUAAUUAGCUUAGCUAUUACAAUGAAGAGAAAAUUAUUUACAAUCUUUAUUCUUUAAAGAUCCCCACUACUCCUUGCAUUCAUACUUCAUGGUAGGUUUUCUUUUCUUUUUUUAAUCUAAAUUUGAAGAUUUGUAUUAUACGAAUAAACUAUAUAGCGUAAAUUUAAUUACUUUUUAGAAUGUCGGCAGUUUUACUGUAUUUAUAAUAGGCCGUUUUUUUAUAAAAAGGAAAACACCAAUGUCAUGAUCGAACAUAACCGAUUUAUUUCUACGUGUAUUUUGCCGUAAUAUUAGAGUACCAUCAGAUUUUCCUGCGCGGUUGAUACAUUUGUUUAUACAGAGAAAGUAUAACAAUUCAUGAUAUGCCACAACAACAAUCUUUUAUAUAAACCGUGCAGGUGUUUGUUUAAGAUCUGAUCAUUGUGUAGUUGACCAGGGCGAAACACGUAUGAGAUUAAAUAAAUUUUGUAAGACCCUAAAUUGUGUUUGUUGUCUUCUAAGUAUUUGUUUGGUUUUCUUGAAAAUAUGGCUUUUGUGAUUAUUGCCAGAUCGUUGCGCGUUAAUUUGUUUUAUUGGUAAAACUUACCAAAGUAUAUGCUGGAAUGUUGCAAUAGUAGACAAAAUGUAUAAAGAAAAAUACGCUUCUGCUAUAGUGCUCAAUUUUCGGCAAUAUAAACUUUAUUUUAUUAAAAUAAAUGAAAUGCUCAAUAAAUGAAGACUUCAUGGAGGUUUAAAUUGAGUUUUACAUCUAGAAGUAUUAUUUUGAUAUUAAUAAAUAAUGUGACAUUUACUUCUUAAUUCUUUUAAAACUUUUUUAAUGUAUGUUUUUUUUAUAUAAUUUUUAAUGCACGUCCUUAUUUCAUAUUAAUUUCUUAUAGUCUUUUCGAUCAUAUAGUCAAAAAUGGAAAGCCAGUUAUUAAUUGUUUUUUUUUUGCAAUUUUGGCUGGUGCUUUAUAGAAGUUAUGUUAAGAAACUUAACUCUAAUUUUCUAGGUAAGGGAAACGAAAAUUCAAAAAAUAAUAUUAAAAAAAUAUACAUAGGUGCAACUCUGUAACAACUGUAAACUAUACUUUAUAUUUGUAAAUUAACGUAUUCGUGAGGGUACAUGUUUGCCGACCAUGGCACUCUUAAACCUUAAAAUACUUAUUAGUUUAUAUAUGUAUGUGUAAUUGAUUAUUUUCAAUUCCUGUUAUUACAGCCUUUUUCGAAAAUAAAGCUCAACUUUAUACUAGAUUACAUAAUUUUAAGUUUUUAAUUCCUCAAUGAUGCCUUAAAUUUAUUGCUUGUAUGAUAUAGAAUAAUAUUUAAAAUGUAGGACAAUAAAAAUUAAUUGUUCUAAUUUCAUUAAAUUUUUUAACGGCUAAAACAUAAAAUUGGAAAUAAUUUUCUACGCAAUUAAGUCUUGAAUCAGAACACACGUACACUUUUUUUUAACCUAUUAUGUCUUUAUGGUGCAUUCUGAAUUUCAUAUAUGUGUUAUAAAAAGCUGGAUAACGAAUAUAAGUUAUGAGAGUCACAGCAUUUUAAUUAGCGGAACAUAUUUUUGCUUCUGUUAAAUUCCAAUAAAAAAUUUUAGAGUUAAUAUAAAAAUUGUUUUUCUAUUUCUAGGUUAACAUCUAAUAUGUACUAAUUUUGAUUUAUAAUUUUUUAGUUUGCCACUUUAAAAAAAAUAGCAUAAAUAGGUUAAAUGAUUUUCAUAUCAUUGUUUAAAGUAACGCGUUGUCUAAUAUUACCAGGCUUUUGAGAAAAAAGGGCGGUGCAAUCGGAAGCAAAUUAACAAUCUGUUUAACUAUUUUUUUUGGCAGUGCUUUAGUUUUACGAUAAGUGAUUUUACAAACAUAUUAAAAGUAAUACACCAUUUAGAGAAUGGCAACUAUUCUAACCUUAGCAUGUAAAUAGAGUGAUCAAAUGCGUAGGGAAGGAAAACAUUUUAAUAAUUGUCAUUAGGAUUUUAUAGCUUCAAGCUUCCGUUCUUUUGUACAUAAUAAAUUUCUUAUUAAAUUUUAACAAGAGUUUAUACAUUAGUUAGCUUGUUAGUAUCAAAUAUAUUAUUUUCCAUCCUCAGCUGCAAAGUUAUAUAAAUUUUUUAGACAAAAACAUCAGGGGGCUCAAGCAUGUUAAUUUCUGUCAAAUAACUUGACUUAUAAGAUUAUAAGCCUUACGUGGACAGGACCAAUGGUGUUAACAUUUGGAACUGUGUAUAACUGUUUAGUUCUUGUGUAAAUAAUAAUUUAUUGCAGAUUGAUUUGGAAGUAAAUGUACAUACGUUUAUAGCUUAGCAUAACUCGAGCUGACAUUUGAGAAGAUUAUAGUCCUAUAUUGUCAGUAUCUCGUCCUUUCUGUCGGAUAAAUUUAAAUAAAAAGUUAUUCAUCAAUUUACACAUAA
Molecule: messenger RNA, 5633 nt
Organism: Anthonomus grandis grandis
Lineage: Eukaryota; Metazoa; Arthropoda; Insecta; Coleoptera; Curculionidae
Gene: gish
Product: casein kinase I
Exons: 9
Coding region: 615-1919 (434 amino acids)
Biological process (GO): positive regulation of canonical Wnt signaling pathway; peptidyl-serine phosphorylation; signal transduction
Cellular component (GO): nucleus; cytoplasm; plasma membrane
Molecular function (GO): protein serine/threonine kinase activity; ATP binding
Source: RefSeq, a predicted model, not a curated record